Messenger RNA from Zea mays, 2640 nucleotides. Its product is annotated as putative leucine-rich repeat receptor-like protein kinase family protein. NCBI's taxonomy places the organism in Eukaryota, Viridiplantae, Streptophyta, Magnoliopsida, Poales, Poaceae. The transcript has 11 exons. The record is from RefSeq and is marked validated. Gene Ontology annotation, molecular function: protein kinase activity; ATP binding; protein binding. The coding region runs from base 421 to 2313 and encodes 630 amino acids. Gene Ontology annotation, biological process: protein phosphorylation.
GGGGCCGGCACAGCCUGCUGCCCCUGCAUCCCUGCUCGUUGGCGUUUCCCUCGAUCCCUCCCCCCUGCCGCUGCCCUGCCCCAACACUGGCUGGCUGCCCACCAUCCUUCCUCUGCGGAGCUCGCGUGACUCCCCUCGCUCUCGCUUUCGCGCUGCGUCCGCGGCGGCAUCAUUGGGUGUCCGUGUCUGGACUGGAGACCGGGUCCGUCCUCCGUCGGAUAGAGAGGGGGGCGGGGCCUUCGUCUUUCUUGGCUGCUGGUUUCUCGACCACUGCCGCCGCGUCUUCCUCCCUCGCUGCUGCUGCUGCUGCUGCUGCUGCUGCGGCGGUAUUGCGCGUUGGAGCUGGCCACUGGUGUUCGCUCCUCUUCCCCCCGGCUUGUUUGCUGAAUUCAAUCUGCGGGGUUGCGGCCGCGGGUGUCGAUGGGGUGGUGGUGGUGGUGCCUGCCGGUCGCUGCUCUGCUCGCCGCGAUCCUGCCGUCGUCCGACGCCACGCUCUCCCCUGCCGGCAUCAACUACGAAGUGGUGGCCCUGAUGGCCAUCAAGACGGAGCUGGAGGACCCCUACAACGUGCUCGACAACUGGGACAUUAACUCCGUCGACCCCUGCAGCUGGAGGAUGGUCACCUGCUCCUCCGACGGCUACGUCUCCGCCUUAGGGCUGCCUAGCCAGACCUUGUCCGGGAAGCUAUCACCCGGCAUCGGCAACCUCACCAGGCUGCAAUCUGUGCUGUUGCAGAACAAUGGGAUUUCCGGCCCUAUUCCCGGUACGAUAGGAAGGCUGGGGAUGCUGAAGACUCUUGACAUGUCAGAUAACCAGCUCACGGGGACUAUCCCAAGUUCGCUUGGAAAGCUCAAGAACCUCAAUUAUUUGAAGUUGAACAAUAAUAGCUUGUCUGGAGUUCUGCCUGAUUCACUUGCCAGCAUUGAUGGUUUUGCUCUCGUAGAUCUUUCGUUUAACAAUCUCAGCGGUCCAUUACCCAAGAUUUCUGCAAGAACCUUUAUCAUAGCUGGAAAUCCAAUGAUUUGUGGUAAUAAUUCUGGAGAUAAGUGCUCUUCUGUGUCACUUGACCCACUCUCUUACCCACCAGAUGAUCUGAAAACUCAGCCACAACAAGGCAUUGGAAAGAGCCAUCAUAUUGCUACAAUAUGUGGAGUAACUGUUGGUUCAGUAGCUUUUAUCGCCUUUGUAGUCGGUAUACUUCUUUGGUGGCGUCAUAGGCGAAAUCAGCAGAUCUUUUUUGAUGUUAAUGAUCAAUAUGAUCCAGAAGUUUGUUUGGGCCAUCUGAAGCAGUAUGCUUUCAAGGAGCUCCGUGCAGCUACUAAUAAUUUUAACUCAAAGAACAUCUUAGGUGAAGGUGGAUAUGGCAUAGUAUACAAGGGUUAUUUACGUGAUGGCUCCGUUGUUGCUGUCAAAAGGCUCAAGGAUUAUAAUGCCGUCGGUGGGGAAAUUCAAUUCCAAACUGAAGUUGAAGUCAUAAGCUUGGCUGUUCAUCGGAAUCUCCUACGUCUUAUUGGAUUCUGCACUACAGAGAGUGAGAGGUUACUUGUUUAUCCAUACAUGCCAAAUGGAAGUGUUGCUUCUCAAUUGCGGGAACAUAUCAAUGCCAAGCCGGCUCUAGACUGGUCAAGGAGGAAGAGGGUAGCGCUAGGCACAGCGAGGGGUCUGCUCUACCUUCACGAGCAAUGCGACCCGAAGAUAAUCCACCGAGACGUGAAGGCCUCCAACGUACUCCUCGACGAGUACUUCGAAGCGAUCGUGGGAGACUUCGGACUGGCGAAGCUCCUGGACCACAGGGAGUCCCAUGUCACGACCGCGGUGCGCGGGACCGUCGGGCAUAUAGCGCCGGAGUACCUGUCGACCGGGCAGUCGUCGGAGAAGACCGACGUGUUUGGGUUCGGGGUUCUGCUAGUCGAGCUGGUCACCGGACAGAAGGCGCUGGAUUUCGGAAGAGUCGCGAACCAGAAGGGCGGAGUGCUGGACUGGGUCAAGAAGCUCCAUCAAGAGAAGCAGCUAGGCGUGAUGGUGGACAAGGACCUGGGCAGCAGCUACGACGGGGUCGAGCUGGAGGAAAUGGUCCAGCUGGCUCUGCUAUGCACGCAGUACCACCCGUCCCACCGGCCCAGAAUGUCCGAGGUGAUCAGGAUGCUGGAAGGCGAGCCCGGGCUCGCGGAGAGAUGGGAAGCGUCGCAGAGCAACGUGGACACGCCGAAGUCCGUCUCGUCGGAGCUCCUGCCUCCCAAGUACGUGGAUUUCGCCGCCGCGGACGAGUCCUCGCUUGGCCUGGAAGCCAUGGAGCUGUCCGGGCCAAGGUGACCGACCAUCUGGUUGCCAAGGUCGGUCAUCGCACAGGACAGGACGCAUAGGAAAACCUAUGGUUGUAUUGCAUUGGAGUCGGUUAGGUGUAGAGAGCCCCCCCGACACAAGGGAAGGCGUCAAAUUUUCUGGUGGGUUGUAAGGGUGUGAUCUUUCUGUAUAUAGCUGUGGUGGCAUUCAUCGUAGUAUUGUACAUACAGCAGCGCUGUGUGAGGUGAGUCCCAUCCUUGUUGCGGCGCAUCUACUUGGUGGCAAAGAGAUGAGAUGAAUGAGUAUAUAGAAAUUAAAGUUCUCAGUGCAGUGCGGUUGGUGCCUGUCUGAGUUUUU